UCACGGGUUCCGGAACUAACACAGAGCGACAGUGAAAGUAAGAGCUAGCAAGACUGGUGAUCAGAUCAGAGAGUACUGUGAGUGUGAGUGAGAGAGAAAGUAAGAAAGCGGAGAGAGAUGGCGAGGUGGUGCGUAAUGCUGGUUGUUGCUCUAGCUGUAGUAGUUCAAAGCACUACAGCAAGAACUGUGCCCAGCGAUGCAGGCGCUGGCCUCGACGACCAGAAGAACUUCAUCUCAUACGGAGGGGUUGGCGGCUAUUCCGGACUGGGUAGCAAUGGACUCCCCUUUGGUGGCGUGGGCGGAGCUGCUGGGAUCGGCGGCGGCCUUGGUGGUGGUCUUGGAGGUGGUCUUGGAGGUGGUCUUGGCGGUGGUCUUGGCGGGCUCGGCGGAGUUGGCGGGUUGGGUGGGUUGGGUGGUACUGGUGGCUUGGGCGGGACCAUUGGUGGGGGUGUAGGCGGUGGCGCUGGUGGGGGUGUAGGCGGUGGCGUUGGUGGCGGUACCGGUGUUCUUCCAUAUCCUUGAAGUAUCGUACGUACGUAUGUGUGCAUGGGAUUUGUGUUAAUUAGCGUAUCAAAUGUUUGGCAGCGGUUAAUUAGCCUAUAGUUGUCGUGUGUGAUCAUUUUCUGUAAUUUGUUUUCCGUCUUUCUGGGCAGUGAGAUGUAAUUUGUAUUUGGUUAUGUUUGCUAAUUAAUGUCUUAGAAACCAGAAAUAAUAUUAAGAAAAAAUGUUCCCAUUUA
Messenger RNA from Juglans microcarpa x Juglans regia, 737 nucleotides. RefSeq names its product glycine-rich protein 5-like. The record is from RefSeq and is a predicted model, not a curated record. The transcript has a single exon. The coding region runs from base 118 to 522 and encodes 134 amino acids. Lineage: Eukaryota; Viridiplantae; Streptophyta; Magnoliopsida; Fagales; Juglandaceae.